Messenger RNA from Phragmites australis (common reed), 1743 nucleotides. RefSeq names its product fasciclin-like arabinogalactan protein 4. Lineage: Eukaryota; Viridiplantae; Streptophyta; Magnoliopsida; Poales; Poaceae. The coding region runs from base 182 to 1471 and encodes 429 amino acids. The transcript has a single exon. The record is from RefSeq and is a predicted model, not a curated record. Gene Ontology annotation, biological process: abscisic acid-activated signaling pathway; multidimensional cell growth; mucilage biosynthetic process involved in seed coat development. Gene Ontology annotation, cellular component: plasma membrane.
CAAAAGCCCAAUCCCAGGUAAAAUUAGUUAAGAAAUCCAGGAUUUGUUUUCUUGGAAAAAGGCGCUAAACUGACAAAAACAAAAUAAUAUUCGUUCCUUCCGCUCACCUCCCUGCAUCUCAAGCUUCACCACCUCACUCGCUCCCGCAUUCGAGUGCUCGCUCAGCUCCAGUGGCGGCGAGAUGCGGAGACAGAUCCCUCCCGUCUCCCGCCUCGUCUUCCUCGCGGCGGCUGUCGCGCUGCUCGCCACGGCGCCGGCGGCCGUCGCGGUUAACGUGACGGCCGUGCUCGCGGCGUUCCCGGACCUCGCCGACUUCACGCGGCUGCUGGCGUCCAGCCCCGUGGCCGCGGAGCUCGCCGGGCGGUCGUCGCUGACGCUACUCGCCGUGCCGAACGGCAACCUCCCGCAGUCGGCGUCGGCGUUCGCGGCCGCGUACGGGGCCGACCUCGCCGACGUGCUCCGCUACCACGUCCUCCUCGAGUACCUCGCCCCCGCUGACCUCCACCGCCUCCCGGCCUCCGGGAAGCUGGUCACCACGCUGUUCCAGACGACCGGCCGUGCCCCAGCGGACCUCGGCGCGGUCAACGUCACCACCGCGGGCUCCUCUCUGGCCGUCGUCCGCUCGCCGGCGCCGUUCCCGGGGUCCAACGCCACCGUCCUCGGUGCCAUCACCGCGGUGCCGUACAACCUGAGCGUGCUCGCCGUGGACGGCCUCAUCGUGCCGUCCGGGUUCGACCUCGCGGCCUCCGAGUCCCGUCCCCCGGCCGCGGUCAACAUCACCCGCGUCCUCGCCGACGCGCGCGACUUCAACGUGGCGGCCUCCAUGCUCGAGGCCUCGGGCGUCGCGGGCGAGUUCGAGGCCGACGAGCGCGGCGCCGGCAUCACGGUGUUCGCCCCCACCGACGACGCCUUCGCGGGCCUCCCCGCCGGCGACCGCCUCCAGUCCCUCCCCGCCGCCCGCAAGGCCGUGGUGCUCCGUUUCCAUGUGCUCCACUCCUACUAUCCGCUGGGCUCGCUCGAGUCCAUCGUGAACCCCCUCCAGCCCACCCUCGCCACCGAGUUCAGCAACGCCGGCCGCUUCACCCUCAACAUCACCCGCACCAACGGCUCCGUCGCCAUCGACACGGGCGUCGUCCAGGCGACCAUCACCCGGACCGUCUUCGACCAGAACCCCGUCGCUGUCUUCGCCGUCUCCAAGGUACUCCUCCCCAAGGAGAUGUUCACCCGGACCGACGACGGCGACGAUUCCAUCGUCGCCGCCGCCGCCGCGUCCUCGCCCCCGCCGGUCGCCACGCCACCGGAGGCCUCCGAGAGCGCGCGGACGCCGCCGACGAAGCUCUCCUCCCCGCCCGCGCUGCGCGGCGGGGCGCAGGACUACGGCACGGCAUCGGCGCCGGCGCCGGCGCAGGCAAUCGGGUGGUGGUGUAUAGCAUUGGUGUAUCUACUCCUACUUCCACUACGUCUGGUAUGAGAUCCGGUCGUUAGCUAGCCCAUUGCCAUUGCUCUCAUGCUCAAUUUUUGCCUUGUUUUUGCCUUUUGUUUUCCUUUUCUUUUUCCAUUGCCAUUGUUUUUGGUUUUGGUAGAAUCUGAACACUGGAGAGGAGAAGAAGAUUGAGCUGCAAAAGAGCAGCAUCCUUUUAAGAAAAAAAUGGUUAUUUGCCAUGAUAAGGGAAAUAAUAGUACCAUCCUGUAAAAAUUCGAUCCAAUCAAAUCCAUUCCAUUAUUUUUGUUCGAGUUGUUCUA